This is a messenger RNA of Botrytis cinerea B05.10, 2764 nucleotides long. RefSeq lists its product as hypothetical. The record is from RefSeq and is a predicted model, not a curated record. The transcript has a single exon. Lineage: Eukaryota; Fungi; Ascomycota; Leotiomycetes; Helotiales; Sclerotiniaceae. The coding region runs from base 653 to 2044 and encodes 463 amino acids.
GAUACAACCGUCCGAGAUCGGAUUAUAUGGCGCGUGACUAUGGAUUGGAAAGAGUCAUAGAUAUGUUGUUGUGUACGCAAACACGAAUCCAAGCUCAUAGAAAAUGCGAAACUGUUUCACUCUGUUGUCGUAAAAGACAGUCGUUAUAGUAUUCACAUAUAGGGGCAACUAACCCCUCAUCAUCUCCGCUAUUUCUGACCAAGCUGUCUUUUCCGUUCCUCCUUGAUCUCCAUCAAUAAUUGUGAAUCACAGACGAAGUAAAUGAAUUUCCAUUUCAACCCGCAAGCCCAUGACAUUCCCUUAUAAAAUGACCACCGCAUCUUUACCCGACAUCAGUGAAUACCGUGGCGCAGUCCGCUCAUCUGCUUUCCAUCCCUCCGAAAGUACUGAUUCACGAGCCACUGUAUCUGCACCCGUACUUACACCUCGGUCUCUAUAAGAAGGAGUUCAGAUGGCUUAAACUCCAUGCAACUUCCAACUUCCUUACACCAUCAGAACUCCGAAUAACGUUAACUCUCAAGCAAGUUGCUUUCAAUAACACUUCUUAAUAUCAACAAACAACACACUGACUUACCUUUCUUAUCUUUAUCUUUAUAUUCUGCUUCCUCUCACAUAUCUUAUAUCUACCACCACAUUUUGUGACACCAAAAACAUGACUCACGGUUCAGACACAAUGUCACUUCCUGACAACAUCUUCUGCUGCGACUGUUGCACAGAAGUCGAUACUCGACACUCCGACAAACCUUAUCAUGAUCCUAACAAGCACUUUCACAAAACCAUCUACCAGUCAUUCCUCAAUUUUGCAGCCCGAUUGUCGGCAACCAAAGAUCACCUUGAAAUGAUCCAAGCUCGCGAAGAUGUUGAACGUCAACGCCAGGCUGCUCAGAUUUGUGCAGCAGUCAUCUCGGAUCGAGAGGAAUCGGAUCUUAUCUCAAUGACGCUGUCGGACUUGAUCCGAAGUUAUAAUCCUGAUUACAGAAAGGCUAAUGUAGCCCCCCCUGCUUCAUUGAUUUCCACCAAAUCUCCUACUCCUCCAUUAGCAUUCAAUAGUGCAUUCAGGUUACCCUCUUCUCCUCCAAUCUCUCCUUGCAUCACACCGGUCAGGCCCAUCUUAACCCAUAAACGCUCAGGCUUUCGCUCUUUAUCAAAUAACAAUGCGGUAUUUGACACAGAUCUGAUGACGCCGCCACCUUCACAACCAUCUUCAAAGCCCAACUCUAAGGAGUCAUCUUUUUCCUCCGGGAUUGGACAAUCUUUCGUGGAAUUGCUUAGAAACAAACCUAAUUCUCCCCCAUCAUCGGGGAUCCCAAAUCUCGGAUCAAGCAUCACCGACUCAAAGAUCCCCGAGUGGAGAUCCCGUGUGACAAUGCAAGCCAUGCAACCCCUUACGCAGUUCUCCACUCCUCUCGCAACAUCCCGUCUUGGAACAUCUCCAAAUUCUCCUUGGGCAUUUGAGCCAACUCUCUCUCCAGCUCUCAACGAAACGUAUGGGUCAUUUCAGUCUUCGAUAGACACUGAGAUGUCGGGGCCGCAUCAAUCCCUAACUUUCAUUAGAAAUCUUGGACCACCCCAGUUAUCACCUUCCUUCAAACCUUUCGCCGACAUUUCUUUCGAUGAUUUCAGAACCGUCCACGUACCAUAUUGGACACAAACAGAACCAGAACCUUUCGUUCCUCAACAAGUUCUUUCUCCGUCAAACUUAAUUAACAAUCCACUCAUCACCAACCCUCCCCCAACAUACGUGAUUCAUAUCACUUCCCGUCAAGACUACGGCAAAACUGAGUCUCAUCGAUAUUUUGUCUGUCCCACAGAUCUAACAUCUGACUGGCCGGAAGUCAGUCUGCUCCAAUGGUUUGCAGCUGGGGUUGGUUAUGACGUCAAGGCCGAGAAAUGGGACCAUAAAUGUUUGCAACAUCAAAGAUUCUUCCGAAUGGUCUUGAGACCCAAUUUAGCGAUGCGGGAAUGGGGUUUGGGUAGACCAUUAGAGGAGCUGCAAGCCGAAUUAGCAAAGCUGAAUGCAGCUGCAACACCGGGAGGUGUAUAGAUUUGAGCCAUGGAUGUUCGCGUACAUAAUUUUUGGGAUUCUUGGCUAUUAGCGAAAGUCGUUGGAUUUUUCUUUUUGCGGAAUAUUUGAAUCUGACAGAUGAUGAAUGGAAGAACUUGGAGGAGUCAAUACAAGGAGAAUUGAAACAGCGUUGCUGGCGAUGCUUUUGCGGCUCAGAUGAGUCUACCUUGGAGUAAUAUUUGUAUUGGGCUUCCGUAUAGAUAGACUAUCCGCUUAGGUAGUUUUGCAUACUACCAUAUGUUCGAUGGUGAUUGCAAGACCUUGCGGACUAAAGUCCAGAUCUUUGAAUUUGCGCGUUUCUUAUUGCGAUUAGGCAUUUUGAAAAGUAAUGCAAAGCGUUGAAUCUAUUUGGAGUUCGACUUCAUUGUGAUGUGAUUCUGCAGGGUGCUUCCUCGAAACGUGAUAUAGCUUCCUUUUCAUGGAGCGAUAACUUCAUAGUGAAUCAUCUGAAAAUAGUCUCGCUACUCACUCGUAGUUGGUACGUCCCAGAUAGGGUGAGAGAGGAAUAAGAGAUCUUGAACAGCUCAAAUAGAACUACAAGCAAACAAGAGUUCCUAGUAGUGAUAAUUGCAUCGUACCUUGUUCGAUGGCACUUCCUGUAGUCAACAUACGUAAUAACAUUCUCUCACUCCUCACUCACUCUAUUCUCUUCUUUUGAUUUGCAGCAAUGUGGACAUCUAAUAAUAAUAAUACAUAACA